AUGGGUGGUCUAAAUGAUUCUGUGGUCACUGAGAUUGUGUUACUGGCCUUUCUUGCUCUUGGGAGAAAAGGGGUGUUUGUUUGUUUUUACCUUGUUAUGUUCUUUGCUCUAUUUAGGAUCAUGUUGGGAAACCUUUUUAUUUUGUUUUUGAUAAUUUUUGAUUCUCACUUACAUUCUCCUAUGUACUUCCUGCUGGCCAACUUGUCCCUCAUUGAUGUGGGCCUCUCUUCGAUUAUAGUCCCCAAGACAAUCAAAGACCUUUUAAGUGAAUGCCAAGUAAUUUCUUUCCAAGGUUAUAUAGCACAGAAAUGCUUCAUCCACAUCAUAGGAGGAAUGGAGAUGGUGUUACUCAUCGCCAUGGCAUUUGACAGGUGCACAGCAAUCUAUAAGCCGCUUCACUACCUGAACAUGACGAACCCUAAAAUAUGUGUUUCAUUUGUAAUCACUGGAUGGGUAACUGGGCUGAUUCAUGCUAUGUCUCAGUUUGCUUUGAUUAUAAACUUGCCUUUUUGUGGUCCUGAUGAAGAAGACAGCUUUUACUGUGACUUCCGGAUCAUAAAACUUGCAUGCACAGAUGCAGCCAAGUUUCAGUUUAUUAUUGCUGCCAACAGUGGCUUCAUGAGCAUGGGCACCUUCUUCCUGCUACUUCUUUCCUAUGUCUUUAUUUUGGUCACUGUCUGGAAACAUUCUUCAGGAGACUUAUCCAAAGCAUUUAUCACUCUGUCAACUCACAUCAUUGUCGUAGCUUUUUUCACUCCAUUCAUGUUUCUCUAUGUAUGGCCUUUCCCUACAUCAUCAAUUAAUAAAUACCUGUUUGUUGUUGACUUUGCUAUCACCCCUGUCACGAAUUCUGCCAUCUGUACAUUACAGAACAAAGACCUAAGGGUAUCAAUAAAACAAUUGUGCAAAAAGAUAGCAUAUUCCAGAAUUUGUUGA
This is a messenger RNA of Lynx canadensis (Canada lynx), 936 nucleotides long. RefSeq names its product olfactory receptor 4F15-like. Gene Ontology annotation, cellular component: membrane. The record is from RefSeq and is a predicted model, not a curated record. NCBI's taxonomy places the organism in Eukaryota, Metazoa, Chordata, Mammalia, Carnivora, Felidae. Gene Ontology annotation, molecular function: olfactory receptor activity; G protein-coupled receptor activity. Gene Ontology annotation, biological process: G protein-coupled receptor signaling pathway.